GAGGCUGUGCCUCGCCUGCAGCGCAGGACGGUGAAGGAGCACAGAGGCGGGUCGGAGCCUCAACUAUGAGACUUUACUCGGGUUAACGGUCAAGCAGCGCACGUUUCAGGUCACGGUUUGCCGCAUGGAGGGCAGUGUUUGAGACCGUGAAUCCGCCUGGAUGGUGAAGAUUAACGGCGGCGGUGUGAAGGGAACAUUCCAGCGGAGCGAAUCGCACCGUCUGCUUCCGACUUCUGCCCAGGCACAUGCAUGCCUGUGCACAGAGCCGCCCCCAACUGUUCUGGCCAAUCACUGAAACUUGGGUGAAGCUCUGGAGGUGUCGGACAGUUUAACCCAUGUGCUGUGCUGUAAUGAACAGUGUAUACAUAUUACUGUGUUCACGUGUUGUGUGACCUGCAGCAGUGCUCUGGUGCUGAAACAGAGAUGGCUUCAGUGGAAGUGACAGUAGUACAGAAACUGUGGCUAAAGGCCUGAGACCGGGAGAGGGGCACCACUCUGCACUGGAGGGAGGAGCCUAAUGCCUCAGAAAUGUGAAACUAUCAGCUACUAUAGCCCUACCCCUUACAGGGAACCAGGGAAACGUGCCUCCAAUCCACAAACAGUCUGGAGGUUUACCACCAUGCACCUCAAGUCAUAUCCCAAACCACAGAAUAAAGAGCUUCACCAGGAGGUAGGGCAAAAUGGCAUACAUCACAUGGAUCAGCGGGGAGUACUCAGAACUGAGUGGGGUGUUCGCCAAGCAUCAGGUGUCACUGGCUUGCCUGGCAACGGUACAGCCAACCGGUGUCCCCUCAGUGUCAUCUCUACCAACACCCUCCGUUGUUCCACCAACAAUGGUAGCACUCCACCUCAUAGAACAAGUGGGGAUUUCUCCAGUUCCUGGACCCACAAGAGCAAAGCACCCUCCUCUGUCACUAAAUUCACAAGUUCCUUAGUUUUGCUCUCAACCUCAACUGGCUUGGAGAAUGACUGCUCUCUAAGAAUAUAUCAAGGAGAGGAGGGAGAAGGAGCUCUAGACAUAUGGGCUGUCAUUAAACCUGGGAACACCAAGGAGAAGAUCGCAAUCUUUACUGCUGAGAAGUGUAGCCAUGUUGGUGCAGGUGGCACUGACAGAGCACCAGACAGAGAGGGGAAUAGCCCAGAUAUAAGGAUUGUAUCGAUGAAAAACAAAGGUUGCUGGGAUGGUGACUGGUCUGUGGCAAAGCGCAGGAAAAGGUCUGGCAACCCAGACAGACAGAGAAACAUGGAAUCUCCAGCACAAAAACCUGAGAUACGCACAGCAACCGUGAUGCCAAAGGAAAAUACAGAUCCUUGCAGUGGUGUAGCUGAGGAACUUGGGAGAACUGAUGGAGAAGAGGAGGGAAAGACUCUUUCUGUUGGUGAAAUGGUGGCAUACUUGGAGCAGAGAGCUAAUGAUCAGCAGGUGGAUUUAAAACCUCAGUCAUUACGAAGCUCCAGCACAAUUACGCUGUCAAAAAUGGGAUUGUUGGUUCAUCCAGCAGAGCAGGUAUCCAAAGACCCACAGCUGCCAGAAAGUCAUGAAGAGGAGGAAUCUGUGCGGGUGUUGGAUAUGGUUGCCAAGUUAGAAUCUCAAUGCCUAAGCAGACAGAGCUUUAGAGAUGGAGGAAGCCUCUCACGCAACAAUAGCCUUCGGAGAAGAGUUGGCCGUGUUUUGCUGGCAGGGUCCGAACCGUACUCUGUGCCCUUGCCACCAGUAUUGCCGAGUCUGCCUCAACAUGAGCGGGUGGAGAGUGCUACAGAGGGACCAGUUAGUGAUGACCAAUCGUGUGGCCCUUCUGAAGCUUCUUUGUCUGUGUUGACUGCAAGCUCUACAUGUUUAGUCAACUGUACCAGAGAUCAGCAAGAAGGUAAGAAUGUGGUUGAACAAGAGAAGGUGAAGAACCUGCAGUCUUUAAGCUGUCAGACCAAUGACUGCAGCGAGGAGCCUCCUCCAGGCAUGCUGUUUUUUUCCCAGGCUCCCCCUAAGGCACUUGAGGAGCAGAAACUGCGGACUGUUUCUGAGAAUAGCCCUAUAACUCAAAACAUAGAACGUUCCUUUAAUGGCCGGGAGAGUGAACGUGCUGAAGCACUGUCACUCAAACAAGCACUGGGCCCUUUUUCAGCUAAGGUGGUGCUUAGUGAGGAGGACACAAAUGGACUUGAAACUGAUUGCAAUGUGGAGGAAAUGGAGGAAGGAGACGUCAGUGUAAUUAGUCGGGAUCCUGUGCCUUUGCCCUUGCGUCGCUUGGUAUCUCACGAGUUCUUGGAGACCCGCUUCAAAAUCCAGCUGCUUCUGGAGCCUCAGCAGUACAUGGCCUUCUUGCCACAUCACAUCAUUGUCAAGAUUUUUAGCUUGCUGCCUACGAAAAGUCUAGCUGCCCUAAAAUGCACCUGUCACUACUUCAAGUUUAUCAUUGAGAGUUACGGAGUGCGACCAGCUGACUCCCGUUGGGUGAGUGACCCAUGCUAUAAAGACGAUCCCUGCAAACGAUGCAAGAAGCGCUACGGCCGCGGUGACGUGUCACUCUGCCGAUGGCACCAUAAACCCUACUGCCAGGCGCUCCCCUAUGGGCCAGGCUACUGGAUGUGCUGCAGGGAGUCUCACAAAGAUACACCUGGUUGCAAUGUGGGACUUCAUGACAACCGCUGGGUCCCUGCCUUUCACAGUAUCAAUAUGCCAAUUUAUAAGAAAAGCAGGGACACCGAGGAAGAUGCGUAGUGUGCCAGAGGAGGGAUGGUGUGUAAGCUGUGUGGUUUCAAUGAGUGCUGUGUCUCUGUGUGAAUGUAACUUGAGUGUGGAUGACCAGUGUUUGUUUAUUGUGCCUCUGCGCUGCCAUAUGAGCAUAUUUGAGCUAUAUGAGCUUUUUUUUCCCUUUCCUUUAUUCCUUUAUAUAUUAUUAAUUAAACUGCUUUUAACCAGAUUGCUAAAACUUACCAGAUGGGUUGGUGUAUCUUUUCACCCAGUCCUCUUCUGCAAAGCCACCACCAACUCAUCUCUCUACCCUCCUCAGGUCCUUAAAGUUGGUCUGCACUUUAACCUUUAAUGAUGGAGUUCUCUUGAAUUCUGUCAGGGUACUGCUUUCACUGAUUUUACCCUCAACAGGCAUUAACCUGCUUUUCACUAACUUAUUUCCAAAAAAAAUGGAGAAAAAGGAAUUUCAAUUGAAUUCACUGUUUUCAAAAUAUUAAAUAUGUAAAAGCCUAAUUAUUCCAGAGUACAUUUCUAUAUGGAAGCUUCACUAUGCUUUUUACAAUAGAGAUGUUGACUUUAAGCUUCUUAUAUAUGUUUUUAAAUGUGUCCAUCUCCUAAUCCUAAUAUCUCCUGGGAUCAUGAUGGGGUAGUUGGUCUCUGGCUUGUCUAAAAGUUGUACUGAGCCCAGUUGUUUACAUUGUACAUAGCACAGAAUCAUGCUUCAUAAUAGGGUGACAAUAGAUGGCAUAAGUGUAUCUUGAAAUGCUCUUUCAGGUGCAACACCCAUUUCAUGUUUGUGUGUUUUUUACCCACUAUGCUUGCUCUUAUUCAACAGUGAUUCCUUAUCUUAAACCACUGUAAACUUUAAGUGUUGGCAUCUCCCUGGUAUGAUGCAGUGUUUUUCAUGAGGAGACCUCUGAAUGUGGGGAGAAAGAUCAACAGCAUUAUCUGCAUUACAGCUAACUGAAUGGCCUCAGAAAAGAGAGAGAAUUCAUUGUAAUGGAAAGAAAAUAGUCUUGUUUCAGAAUUUUAAAGAGCAUUAUUGUAAUACUCUUGCUGUUUUCUGCCUUAAGGCAUUUUACUUCAAUAAAGUGUAUUCUGGGAGGAUCUAUAACUUGGAGUGGACAUUUGGUUAACUGUAACUUAAAAGUUCUAAAAAUAAAAAAACUGUCAUUUGU
Astyanax mexicanus (Mexican tetra) is the source of this 3870-nucleotide messenger RNA. RefSeq names its product F-box protein 34 (gene fbxo34). NCBI's taxonomy places the organism in Eukaryota, Metazoa, Chordata, Actinopteri, Characiformes, Acestrorhamphidae. The record is from RefSeq and is a predicted model, not a curated record. Bases 518 to 2719 code for a protein of 733 amino acids. Gene Ontology annotation, molecular function: protein binding. The transcript has 4 exons.